Messenger RNA from Dryobates pubescens (Downy woodpecker), 2385 nucleotides. RefSeq names its product fms related receptor tyrosine kinase 1 (gene FLT1). Gene Ontology annotation, cellular component: plasma membrane. Gene Ontology annotation, biological process: protein phosphorylation; vascular endothelial growth factor receptor signaling pathway. Lineage: Eukaryota; Metazoa; Chordata; Aves; Piciformes; Picidae. The transcript is spliced from 13 exons. Gene Ontology annotation, molecular function: vascular endothelial growth factor receptor activity; ATP binding. The coding region runs from base 167 to 2200 and encodes 677 amino acids. The record is from RefSeq and is a predicted model, not a curated record.
GGAGGGCUCGGGGGCUGCUGGAUGCGGAUCCCGUGCCGCGCGGCGCCGUUAUCUCCACUACCGCGGAAAAAGACCGGGACCGAAGAGAGCCUUUCGGAGCCCAGCCAGUGCUUUUGCCUCGCUGCCGUCGGCAAAGGAAGAGCCCUGCGCUCCCGCGGGCAGGACGAUGCCCCUCCAGCUGCUCUCAGGGACCGUGCUGCUGGGAGCCGCCCUCCUGCUCGCAGGAUCUAGUUCAGGAUCAAAAUUAAAAGUUCCUGAGCUGAGUAUAAAUGGCACACAGCACGUUGUUCAAGCAGGCCAGACUUUAAAUCUCACCUGCAGGGGGGAAAUGGUUCAUUCAUGGUCUUUGCCUGAAACACUAAGUAAGGAUAGCAAAAGGCUGAAAGUAAUUAAAUAUGCCUGUGGAAGGAAUGGGAAGCAGUCCUGCAGCAGUCUGACCUUGAGCAGAACUCAAGCAAGUGACACUGGAAACUAUAGCUGCAAAUAUCCAACAAGCCCAGCAAAAAAGAAGAAGGAAUCAACAGUCUACGUAUUUAUUAAUGAUACAGGCAAUCCAUUUGUAGAGAUGCACAGUGACAUACCUAAAAUCAUACACAUGACUGUGGGAAGAGAAAUGAUCAUUCCUUGCAGAGUCACGGCACCAAACAUUGCUGUUACUUUAAAAAAGAUUCCACGAGAAACCCUAGUUCCUGAUGGCAAGACAAUAAUCUGGGACAGCACAAAAGGUUUCAGAAUACCUAAGGCAACCUAUAAAUUCAUAGGGCUCCUGAGCUGUGAGGCAACGGUCAAUGGACACAAGUACAGCACAAAAUACCUAACACACCGAGAAACCAACACAAUUUUUGAUGUUCAGUUAAGCACCCCACGUCUUGUCAAGAUGCUGAAAGGAGACAGCCUGGCAAUUAACUGCACUGUCACUGCAGCCUGGAAUACCAGAGUGCAGAUGACGUGGACUUAUCCUGGAGAGGGAAGGAGGAGAGGUUCUGUAACGCAGCGCAUUGACCAGAAGAACACAGAGGCCAACAUUUUUUACAGUAUCCUUGUCGUUGACAAAGUGCGGGAUAUCGAUAAAGGCCAAUACACCUGCCACGUGAAGAGUGGGCCAUCAAUCAAAGCUGUUAACACAACAGUCAUUGUUUAUGAUAAAAUGUUCAUUAAUUUGAAACGUCGACGAAAAACUGCGCUGGAGACCGUAGCUGGAAGAAAGUCCUAUCGUUUGUCAAUGAAAGUGAAGGCAUUUCCCUCUCCAGAGGUUAUAUGGUUAAAAGAUGGGCUACCUGCUGCGGAGAAGUGUGCCCGGUACAUGGUUAAAGACUAUUCGUUAAUCAUAAAGGAUGUUGCCGAGGAAGAUGCUGGAAACUACACUAUAAUACUGAGCAUACGGCAGUGGAACUUGUCUAAGAAUCAUACAGUCACUCUUAGAGUAAAUGUGAAACCCCAGAUAUAUGAAAAUGCUGUGUCAUCAUUCCCCGAUCCCAAUCCAUAUUUACUGAGCAGCAAGCAAGUGCUGACUUGCACCGUGUAUGGUAUUCCUCAGCCUAAAAUCACGUGGAUGUGGUAUCCCUGUAGACAAAACCAUUCCAAAACAAGGCAUGGAUUUUGCUUUUAUACUGAUGGCGCUUUCAUCCUGAAAGCUGGCAGCAACAUGGGAAACAGGAUCCAGAGCAUCACUGAGAGAACAGCUGUAAUAGAGGGCAAAAAUAAGACUGCUAGCACUCUUGUUGUAGCUGAAGCCAAAUCUUCGGGAAUCUACAGCUGUGUGGCAUCCAAUAAAGUGGGAAAAGCUGAAAGAAAUGUCAGCUUUAUUGUAACAGACGUACCGAGUGGAUUCCAUAUUAGUUUGGAAAAAAUCCCCAUUGAAGGAGAGAAUUUGAUACUGUCCUGUUCGGCCAACAAAUUCCUGUACAGAGACAUUGCUUGGAUUUUACCAAGAACGGUCAACAACCAAACCAAAAUAAGAAGGUCUCUCAACAAGGAGUACUCCGUCACCCUCACUCUGACCAUCAAGGACGUUUCCCUGGCAGACUCGGGCACCUAUGCCUGCCGAGCAAGGAACAUAUACACGGGGAAAGAAGUGCUUCAAAAGAAAGACAUUACAAUCAGAGGUGAGCACUGCAACAAAAAGGCUGUUUACUCUCGGAUCCUCAAAUAUAAGAGCACACGGAAUGAUUGUACAACACAAAGCAAUGUAAAACAUUAAAGGACUCAUUAAACAGUAACAGGUGUCUCAUAUCAUCUUGAUUUUCAUUACUGUUGCUGCCUUUCAGGCCCUGAGGUGGUGCACAAUCCCCCAUGGGUUGGACGUAGGAGGAAAUAGCAAACAAAAUCGUAACGCGUGAGCUUCCAGUUGAGUUCAGACGGGUGUUUUCUGCUUUGACAAGGCAC